Messenger RNA from Plasmodium coatneyi, 812 nucleotides. Its product is annotated as Elongation factor 1. Gene Ontology annotation, molecular function: translation elongation factor activity; guanyl-nucleotide exchange factor activity. Gene Ontology annotation, cellular component: cytosol. The coding region runs from base 278 to 751 and encodes 157 amino acids. The transcript is spliced from 3 exons. Gene Ontology annotation, biological process: translational elongation. NCBI's taxonomy places the organism in Eukaryota, Apicomplexa, Aconoidasida, Haemosporida, Plasmodiidae. The record is from RefSeq and is a predicted model, not a curated record.
CAUCGACCGCAUAAGGCACUGAAAAUAUUUUUACGAAUAAAAGAAGCAUUUUCCCAUGGCCCUUGUCAUUUCGCCCAUAGCACUUUCCCUUUUGCGCCACGCGAAUUAAACCCCAACGGAAAAAAGCCGCUCUACCUGCGUAAACCAAUUUUAUCGCUAGCUUAACAUAAUCUACGCAUCGAAAAAAAAAAUAAAACCUCCUGGUUAUAAUAGGCAAAUUGCGAGAAACACGAAAAGGGAAAACGUAACAGAUUAACAAAAAAAAAGAAAAAGCAAAAUGGCGAAUACAUACGACGAGUUGUACAUACCCAUCAGCUACUACCUUCUACAUAACGAAGGCAAUCAGGCGGGCACGGCUAGCGAGCAGCCAGGGAAAAAGCCGGGCAAGAAACCAGUCAUCAACAAGUCCUCCCUCAUUAUCGACAUAAAGCCCUACGGAGAAGAAACCAACCUGGACGAAGUGUUAAAACUGGUGAAGGGAAUCGAAAUGGAAGGGCUCACAUGGGGAAAGGCGCACAAAAAGAUGCCCUUUGCAUUUGGCCUUUUCAAGCUACAGGUUUCCUGCGUCAUCGUGGACGACCUGAUAAACACAGACGAACUUAUCGAGAUGAUAGAGAAUGUGGGGCUAAGUGAGGAGGAUGUUAAGAAGAAAAAGGAGCUUCAAGAAUUGAUGGAAGGUGAAGAAGUUGACGAUGAGGAGGUAGAAGGACUCGUUCAGUCCGCCGAGAUUAUUUCCUUUAAUAAGUUGUAAUUCAUUUUACAGCCCUUCUCUGCGCGAGUGGGCAUGGGUCCGUGUAUAAGUGCAUCCAACG